Molecule: messenger RNA, 450 nt
Organism: Melampsora larici-populina 98AG31
Lineage: Eukaryota; Fungi; Basidiomycota; Pucciniomycetes; Pucciniales; Melampsoraceae
Exons: 4
Molecular function (GO): RNA binding
Source: RefSeq, a predicted model, not a curated record
GAACUCGAAUCAAUGAAACAGCGGGUACGCGAGAUGGAGAUGGAAGCUGAAAAAUUACGCGAAAUGCAAGCUCAGGUGGAGAAAGAAAUGAAUGAACAAGGUGGUGGUCAAGAAGGAAACAAUCCCACUGAAGAAGACAGAGAAGCUGUAGAUAGUCGGAGUGUCUAUGUUGGAAACGUUGAUUAUGGAAGUACAGCAGAAGAGAUUCAAGCCCAUUUUUCGUCUUGUGGUACUAUCAAUCGGAUCACGAUCUUGUGCGACAAGUUUACUGGUCAACCUAAAGGAUAUGCAUACAUCGAAUUUUCGGAUCCAAUGCUCGUCCACCAAGCUUGCCAGUUGAAUGACUCACUAUUCCGAGGACGUCAAAUCAAAGUAACUCCCAAACGGACUAAUCUACCUGGCUUUGUAAGAGGAAGGGGUCGUGGUCGUGGAAGAGGUCGAGGAUUCAAC